UUACAGCAUUUAGUCUUGCAGAUCUUGUCAUUUAGAUUUUCCUUCCUUUGGGUGGAACACUUUGUUGGAACCUUAUGCCGAUCAAAUUAAAUGUCACGUGAUUGUGUUUGGAUUUUCUUGCAAGACAGUUUUUAGUCUUUGAUGAAUAUACCCACAUGCCUUGACUAAAACUUUGUAUUGUCUUAAAUGCCACAAGGCAAUAUAUAUAAAAAGAUCUAUUUAAAUGUUCACCUUGUGCCAGUUUGGUGGAAAUCGCUAUAGAAGGGGCUUUUAAUAUCGGAUAGCUGUUCUCUACAGAACCUCUGUAAUGUUUUAAGAGGGAAUUAAGUGAAUGUCAAAUGGUGUGUAAGGAAUGGAGAGGCCAGGGUAACGGAACGCUAUUGCCGAUAUAGAACACGGACGAGGGAACUUAAUAUGGACUACUGUUGGAACAUUAACUGUGCCUGUAUCUUUCAUUAAAUGAAAGGAAAUUAUUUAACAAGUGUAUUCAUGUGGUCUGUUUAUCUAACAGUAGUGCAAAUGUGUAUUUAUGAGAACAUAAUGUGAUAUUGGAAAAAGCGACUUUAAUGUUUGCUCGGAAUUGUUGACACAGUUGAAAUUUAACGUCAAAAAAAAAUUGUGUUGGGAUUGAAGUUUCUCAGGCCUGAAGAUUUAUAGGUCCUUUCAAGAGACCAUGUAAAUCUGUUCAUUCUGUAAGGUGUAUGUUUGUUUGUUUUCAUGUACUUGUUGACUAAGUUUGUCCCAAUUAUUGGGCAUAAUAUAGUUGUUUUCAGCAGUGAGUUUUACAUCUUUUAGAAUAAGAAGUCUAAAAAAGGGACAAUAUUUUAGACCUGUUUGAAAUCUUUUGACGUGGAAGGGAAAGUAUUGAAACUUAUUGUUAUCUGCCGACAUGUGAAUUAUGUUACAUUUGGAAAUAAGAGGCUCUAAUCCUCGGCCAAAUGUGCCGUCACGUAUCGGAUACACUGUGCCUGAGCGAUCCCUGAGUGUCACCCCAACACCGAGACAGCACCGCCUUCUGCCAGUUACACCAGGACGAGGCAUUCCUCAGGGAUCCCUCAAUGAACCAUAUUCUACCAUCGAGACUCAGCAACCAAUCCCUCCAGAGUUCCUGGAUACAGUCACAGAAGCCCUAACAAGUUAUCAUGGAACCCCGUCUAGUAGUGGUCGAUCUACUCCUACACUAACAGAGGCCCAGAGUGCCCAUCCUGCCAAAGUGGGGGAAUGGGGGACGGGAAACACCACGGAGAGGAGCAGUACAGGCUCCACAUCCACCGGAUACUCCUGGGAUGAAUUUGACAAACAGGCUGCAAAGACAGUACAACAUUUGUUUGAGGAGAUAGAUUCUGUGUUGUUUGAGCAGAGUCGAGGUGCCCCGCCUUAUAUUCACAAGGAGUGCCAGGAAUGGGGGACCCAGUUUCCACAUCUCAGAAUACUGGGAAAUCAGCUAAUGAGUCCAAAGGACCAGGGAUUUCAGCUGAUUGAACGAGAGGGGUCACGACCUAUGACAGGAAGUCUUGGAUUGGUGGAUGUUACAGAGACUGAGAUUGCAGAUACUCAAGAUAUUCAGGGAUUAUCAUUAUCAGGGAAAAGUGUUCGAGUUAGGAAGCCACCUGUUGAGGCUCGCUCAAACAGACAUGGGGUGGAUGCUCCUAUUACUGAGUUCACUCAUCUAGAGGAGGAAAUCUUUGAGCAGGAGGGAGAAUAUGAAGAAAUCAUAGCAAUUGAAUAUAGAGAUCUAUAUGAGGACAGUUCAAAUGACAAGAAACAGUUAACCCCCAGGAGAAGAAGGGUAGGCUACCCUCCCAUAACCCCCAAUGCCAGUAUCAAAGACAGUGUGAUCAGCUCUGCGUUUGACAAUAUAUGGCAGGAGAUUGUUUCAUGGAUGCAGCCACUUACAAGAAAGUACACAGCUAUGGUUCUUGAUGAGAGUAAGCCUAUUCGAAUUCCAAUAUUGGAGCAGAUCCGUCCUGAUCACCUUUUACCCCCCUCCCGGGAAACGUCCUUCAGCUUCCUUAACAACAAGAUUCAGAGGUCCAAUACUACAAUAGGAGUGACUGGUCCUCGAUUAGAGAAUGUUCUUCACAUAUCUACAAAGAAACUACAGAGUCGGGAAACUACGUCUCUCCACGACUCUGACCCAAUUAUCAACACAGCCCGUCCUGCCUCUAGUGCUAACCCUUCUCUGAAGACCCCCAAUCGUCCCUACAGCGUCAAAUUGACCCAACAGAGAGGGACACGCAGUGGUCUUGUCAGACUUGCCCCAAUAGACAGGUCCAGAACUCCCAAUGUGCUUAUCAGAGAGACAAAACACAGAGAGGAUGAAAAACCUGGACCAAGUGGUGCACUGAAAGUAACUCGUCUUACCCCACAAAGUGAACGUCUCUCCUCCCCACCCACCCAUCACCAAAGAAAUGGGACCCUGCCCCCACUAGGCUCUGAACAGGAUGUAGUUGCCAGUCCUAGUCAGAGCAGAACACAGAAAAAAGUGUAUAGUGCAAAUCGUGCAAGUAGUGCUGUAGAUAAGGAUAUCCGAAGCUUUAGAGAUAGGUACCCAAUGCCGUCUGAUACCCGACCAAGUACAACCCAUGCCAUGCGGUCUGAUACACCUUUGGGAGGAAACACCUCACGGAGAGCCUCCACUCCAUUUGGAGGGUUCAAUCCUGUCCCCCAGAGGAGCACCCAAAUGAUAGGUGCAUCCAUGUUGGGAAUAACGGGUAGUGGACUACAACCUUCUUCAGAAAUAGGUCACCUGACCAACUAUCCCCCAGACAUAAUGGAGGAUGCAGAGGUCAAUCUAGACUACCACAAUCAGUGGACCCCCUCUCCUCCCAGUCAUCACAAUCCAUACAGACGAUAUCGGCAUAGUUCUAUGGUGAGAUCUUAGCCACAAGACUAUAUCCCUGCCCUAACAAGUGCCAAAUCUAAACCAGACAGUGGAGACAAAUGUCCUCCCUCUCAGUAGAUCUGUCCUGCCAGAUCUGGGUACACACUCCCCUCCCACGGGAGAACUGUUUAUUCUGCCACAAUGAGUGAAUUCCAAGGAAAGCCAGCAUUCCCUGGGGAGCCCAGGAGACAUUCAGGAAUGAACAUGAGAAGAGUUGUAGUAUUGGCAAUUCACAUUUCUUGUAGUCUUGUUAUGAUUUGUUGGAUUGUGACAAUAGUGUGUCUUGUAAUCAAAUAUGGUGCAGAAUCUCAUACCCAGAUAAUAUCAAGCAUCAAAAAGCCACAAGGAAUUGCUUGGAAAGGGAACUAACUCAUUCAUGUCCUCCACAUGAUCUCCAUCGUUUAAUGUUUACUGUGAUAUAUAUAUACAUAUAUAUAACUGUUUGUGACUGACCCUGUAGAAUAACUGUGUAUAUAGACCACUCCCUGUGCAUUGCUUUUAGAUAUUGAAUCAGGCAGCUAAGGGUUUGAUCUAGAACUUGGUGACAAUAAGUCUCUACCUCCAGUUUUAAGUUCAAAGCAUCCCCUGUGUUACAGAUCUGAAAGUCAAAUUUUCUGUGAUUUUAUUAAUUUGAACACGUCCAUUCCCAUUAAAAAAAAUCAUCAUUUUUUUUAUUGGAAAUAUUUUUACUCAGACAGACUUGUGUUGUCGUUUACAUGUUAAUACAUUAGGCAUGCCUCAUCACUGUGAUAAAAUGGCAUUUAUAUUCUAUGUAUAUUCAGGUUAUGAUUUAUAUAGCUGGGUUUUGUUUGAUUUUUUUUUUUGGCCAAAAUUUAAAAGGAUAGGCACAAUAUUUAACUACAUGAUAUUCAUCUUUAUUGAACAUGUCACUUUCAAAGAUCAGGCAUAAUCUUCAUCCCAGCAUCCAGAUUUAGUGGAGUUUCUAUACAAAGUCUCUACAAUGAUUUUGUAGCAUUUUUUGUUGUUUCCUUAGAGACAGUUUUGUUGUCAUGGUGUCUUUGUAAAACUGUUACUUCAUACACUGUUGAUACAUGCUGCCAUGGAAACACGCCAUAAACAUUGUAAACGUAAUCUCAGGGUUUCUGUAAAUAGUUAUGCAAUCAUAUGUGGAUUGUACACAGAAUUGUGUGCAUUGGCAGUUAUGAUAUAGAAAAUAUUUUUUUUUUAGUCUGUGCAGGCUUCUGAUGUAUAACAAACUUAAACACUACAUCAUGUUUCCACUUCUUUUUUGCCACAUUCCAUUACAAUGUUAUACAUUUUUAUGAUGAUUUUAAUUAAGACAGAUCACUCUUGCGAUAUUUAUUUUCGUUAUUUUGAUUUGAAAUAAUUGAUUUAAAUGUCUAAGUAAGACUAGUAAUAACUUGAAUUCUAAUUCUCUUCA
This is a messenger RNA of Saccostrea echinata, 4286 nucleotides long. RefSeq names its product protein FAM149B1-like. The transcript is spliced from 17 exons. The record is from RefSeq and is a predicted model, not a curated record. The coding region runs from base 899 to 2884 and encodes 661 amino acids. Lineage: Eukaryota; Metazoa; Mollusca; Bivalvia; Ostreida; Ostreidae.